This is a messenger RNA of Schizophyllum commune H4-8, 1546 nucleotides long. RefSeq lists its product as uncharacterized. The coding region runs from base 201 to 1415 and encodes 404 amino acids. The record is from RefSeq and is a predicted model, not a curated record. The transcript has 6 exons. NCBI's taxonomy places the organism in Eukaryota, Fungi, Basidiomycota, Agaricomycetes, Agaricales, Schizophyllaceae.
CCUGGCUGGGCGCCCGCCGGUUGCUCGCGGACUCGUACGCGCUGCCCUAUAUAAGCGCGUGAGAUGAGGCAUUUCUCCCUCAUCAUCGUCUUUGGUCCCCAACACCGCUAGUCGGGUUCAGUCUUUCGCUUCACCGUCUUUUCGGCCUUACGUUCGCUUGUUCCUCAGCCCUUCCCCGUCGUUUUUUGUACGUUUGCACCAUGAAGUUCACCUCUACUGCUGCUUCUGCCGCUGCGGCAUUCGCUCUCAUUCAGCCUGCCCUUGCGCAUUACCGCUUCACCUCCUUCAUUGCGCCGGAUGGCACUGUCACGGACGCGUACGAAUACGUCCGCCAGAACACGAACAACAACAGCCCUGUCGAGGAUGUGACGAGCACUGACCUUCGCUGCAAUGUCGGCGCGUCCUCCGGCGCCGGAACCUCGACGUACAACGUUACUGCUGGCGACACGGUCGGUUUCCAGUCUGCCCAGGCGGUCUUCCACCCGGGCCCCUUCGGCAUGUAUCUCGGCAAGGUGCCCGACGGCGAGACGGCGGCGACCUGGGACGGCUCGGGCAGCAACUGGUUCAAGAUCUGGGAGCUCGGCCCCGACAUCGAGCCUGGCUCGUUUACCUUCGACACGACCAUGACCCAGUGGACGACGGCGAUCCCAAAGACGAUCCAGUCGGGCGACUACCUGCUCCGCAUGGAGCACAUCGGCCUGCACUCGACGGGCGACCCGCAGUGGUACAUCUCCUGCGCGCAGCUGGCCGUCUCUGGUGGUGGGAGCGCGAGCCCGGCGACUGUUGAGAUUCCGGGCUACAUUGCUGCUGGUGAUGAGAGCAUCGAGAUCAACAUCUACUAUCCAAUCCCGACCUCGUACGACAUGCCGGGCCCAGCAGUCUUCACGGACGGCACGAGCUCUGGCUCAAGCAGCGCUCCUGCUUCGUCCGCGCCUGCCACCUCGGCUGCCGCCUCCACCUCCGCUGCUGCCUCCACCUCUGCCGCUUCCUCCACCUCGGCGCCUGCGACGUCCGCCGCGGCACCCAGCUCCUCUGCUGCUGCUCCGUCCUCGUCCGCCGCCGCCUCCGAGCCCGCCACCUCCGCGGCUGCCUCGACUUCCGCCGCAGCCUCGACCUCUGCAGCUUCCACUUCUGCUGCUGCUUCCACCUCUGCUGCGGCUUCCACCUCCGCUGCCGCCACCUCUGCCGCUGCCUCCUCCAGCGCGCCCGCGUCGACCUCCACCGGGUCGUCCGGGUCGUCUGGAAACACCUACAACAGCUGCUGGGUCGACUACAACAAGUGCGCCGCCCAGGCCAACGCGGCGCCCAACACCGGCGGCAACGUCGACUUCUCCGCCUGCGAGAGCCAGCGCACCGCCUGCCUCGCCACGAUCGCGCGCCGCGCUCACCGCCGUAUGAUGCCCGACCGUCUGUAAGGGAUAAGGUUGUAUUUAUGGAUAGACUGGGUCUGCUUCAUGGGUGAAUUGGGAUUGCUCUCAUGGUGCUUUGCUUGUAUAUAAGACAGCUGUAUUCCCUGUACAGGUGACGAGAAUACAGUAGGAUUUCG